Molecule: messenger RNA, 3526 nt
Organism: Theobroma cacao (cacao)
Lineage: Eukaryota; Viridiplantae; Streptophyta; Magnoliopsida; Malvales; Malvaceae
Gene: PPC4
Product: phosphoenolpyruvate carboxylase 4
Biological process (GO): tricarboxylic acid cycle; carbon fixation
Cellular component (GO): cytosol
Molecular function (GO): phosphoenolpyruvate carboxylase activity
Source: RefSeq, a predicted model, not a curated record
UUAACGGAGAUGCUGUUGCUCAUUGCUGACUCAUAGUAUCAUAAUUCAUAGAAACUCAUAUACAUUCACCUCUCCCCCUCCCUCUUCCUCUGCUGCUUCGACUCACUUUUUUUUUUCUCGGUUUCGAUUUGGCAGCAAAGCAAUGACGGACACGACGGACGAUAUAGCGGAGGAAAUCUCAUUUCAGAGCUUCGAGGAUGACUGUAAGCUGCUGGGGAAUCUGCUCAACGAUGUCUUGCAGAGAGAAGUAGGCGGCCAGUUUAUGGACAAGCUCGAGAGGAAUCGGCUCCUCGCUCAGAGUGCUUCUAAUAUGCGGUUGUCCGGGAUAGAGGAUAUGGCAGAGUUGCUAGAGAAGCAGCUAGCAUCUGAGAUAUCGAAGAUGACAUUAGAGGAAGCCUUGACAUUGGCUCGUGCUUUUAGCCAUUACCUCAAUUUGAUGGGAAUUGCUGAGACCCAUCACAGGGUUCGUAAGGGGAGAAAUGUUACACAUCUAUCAAGAUCUUGUGAUGACAUUUUCAACCAGUUGGUUCAGGGUGGCAUUUCUCCAAAUGACCUUUAUAACACUGUUUGCAAGCAGGAGGUUGAGAUUGUUCUUACUGCACAUCCCACCCAAAUUAACCGACGUACCUUACAAUAUAAACAUAUAAGAAUUGCUCAUCUGUUAGAAUACAAUGACCGACCUGAUCUUGGUCAUGAAGAUCGAGAAAUGCUAAUUGAAGAUCUGAUGAGAGAGAUAACAUCUAUAUGGCAGACUGAUGAACUUAGACGCCACAAACCUACUCCUGUAGAUGAAGCCAGGGCUGGUUUGAACAUUGUGGAGCAAUCCCUUUGGAAAGCUAUACCUCAUUACUUACGUCGUGUUAGCAAUGCUCUAAAGAAACAUACAGGAAAGCCACUUCCACUAACAUGCACCCCAAUAAAGUUUGGUUCUUGGAUGGGGGGGGAUAGGGAUGGAAAUCCUAAUGUCACAGCAAAGGUAACGAGGGAUGUCUCACUUUUGUCUAGGUGGAUGGCCAUUGAUCUGUACAUCCGUGAAGUUGAUAGCCUUAGAUUUGAACUAUCCAUGAACCAAUGCAAUGAUAGGUUAUCCAGAUUGGCUCAUGAAAUUCUAGAAAAAGGUGUGGGCUGUUUGGCAGAAACCUCAUCGGAGGACCUGCAUGAGAGUCGGAACCAAUCUUUAAGCCGAAGUCAAUUCAAGCUUCAUGGCCAACAAGCUCCAUCCCUUCCUACCCAACUUCCAGCUAGAGCAGAUCUACCCGCCUGCACUGAUUACAAUGAUGGUGGAUCUCAGUAUCCAAAACUAGAAUUCCCCAGGACUGAUUACAUGCCAUUAAGUCGUCAGGAUGGUCAGGGCUCUUCUAGUUCAGAAAUUUCAUCGAAGGAUUCUAGUGAAAAUCUACGCAAAUUAUUGGCAAAUGGAAGUGUUUCUAACUCCAACGGGUCACAAUCAGCUGUCACGCCACGGGGUUCUUUCUCCUCUGGUCAGCUUCUAGCUCAGAGGAAAUUAUUUGCAGAAUCUCAGAUAGGAAGGUCCAGCUUCCAUAAGCUUCUUGAGCCAAGUUCGUCUCUACGUCCUGGAAUUGCUCCCUAUCGAAUCGUUCUUGGAGAUGUCAAGGAAAAGCUCAUGAAAACACGAAGACGGCUGGAACUUCUUCUGGAGGAUCUUCCCUGUGAAUAUGAUCCUUGGGAUUACUAUGAAACAACAGAUCAACUUCUGGAACCGCUGCUUCUAUGUUAUGAGUCUCUGCAAUCAUGCGGGGCCGGGAUAUUAGCGGAUGGUCGGCUUGCUGACCUGAUUCGGAGAGUUGUCGCCUUUGGAAUGGUGUUAAUGAAGCUUGAUUUGCGUCAGGAAUCUGGUAGGCACGCUGAAACACUUGAUGCAAUUACCAGAUAUUUGGAUAUGGGUACUUAUAGUGAGUGGGAUGAAGAAAAGAAACUUGAGUUUUUGACAAAAGAGCUAAAGGGGAAGCGACCACUAGUUCCUCCUACUAUAGAGGUUGCUCCUGAUGUUAAAGAAGUGUUAGAUACCUUCCGCGUUGCUGCCGAACUAGGAAGUGAUUCUCUUGGAGCAUAUGUGAUAUCUAUGGCAUCCAAUGCAAGCGAUGUCCUUGCUGUGGAGCUUCUGCAGAAAGAUGCUCGACUUGCUGUUAGCGGGGAAUUAGGGAGACCAUGUCCUGGUGGAACGUUGCGUGUGGUUCCCCUGUUUGAAACUGUAAAGGACCUCAGAGGAGCAGGUUCAGUGAUCAGAAAAUUAUUAUCAAUUGACUGGUAUCGGGAGCACAUUAUAAAGAACCAUAAUGGGCAUCAAGAAGUGAUGGUUGGAUAUUCUGAUUCGGGUAAAGAUGCUGGGCGCUUCACUGCUGCAUGGGAGCUUUACAAAGCCCAAGAGGAUGUUGUUGCUGCUUGCAAUGAGUUUGGAAUCAAAGUUACUCUUUUCCAUGGCCGAGGAGGGAGUAUUGGUCGUGGUGGUGGUCCAACAUACCUUGCCAUUCAGUCCCAACCACCUGGUUCUGUAAUGGGCACACUUCGCUCGACAGAGCAAGGGGAGAUGGUGCAGGCGAAAUUUGGUUUGCCACAGACUGCCAUUAGACAGCUAGAAAUAUACACAACUGCUGUGCUCCUCGCAACUCUGCGUCCCCCGCAACCACCUCGAGAACAAAAAUGGUGUAAUCUCAUGGAGGAGAUCUCAAAAAUCAGUUGCCAGAAUUACCGAAGCACAGUGUAUGAAAAUCCAGAUUUCCUUGCCUACUUCCAUGAGGCUACACCCCAGGCUGAACUGGGCUUUCUUAACAUAGGAAGCCGCCCUACAAGAAGAAAGGCCUCAACAGGAAUCGGACAUCUUCGAGCUAUUCCAUGGGUAUUUGCAUGGACCCAGACCAGAUUUGUUCUUCCAGCUUGGCUUGGUGUUGGAGCUGGUUUAAAGGGUGUUUGUGAGAAGGGUCACACAGAGGACUUGAAAGCCAUGUACAAAGAAUGGCCAUUUUUCCAAUCUACAAUCGACCUUAUAGAGAUGGUUUUAGGAAAGGCCGAUUUUCCAAUAGCCAAGCAUUACGAUGAAGUGCUAGUGUCUGAGAGCAGGCGGGAACUGGGUGCGGAACUUAGGAGGGAGCUGAUGAUGACAGAAAAGUAUGUAUUGGUGGUUAGUGGACAUGAGAAACUAUCUGAGAACAAUCGAAGCUUGAGAAGGCUGAUAGAGAGCAGGCUCCCGUAUCUCAACCCCAUGAACAUGUUGCAAGUGGAGGUUCUUAGGAGGCUUAGAUGUGAUGAUGAUAACAAACAACUUAGAGAUGCAUUGCAAAUUACUAUAAAUGGAAUUGCAGCAGGGAUGAGGAACACCGGUUAAGUUAACUCUCAUGAGUAGUAGUAAUCUUUUGUCUUGGUAGCUGAGUUAAUGACUGUACUUGGGGCUAUGUUUUUGUGAAAACUAAAUUCAGAUAGCAACGUGCUUUUGGUCAGUGCAACGGUGAACGCUUUCCCACCUUUCAGUUUGAAUCUCUAUCAUAUAGUUUAUGCCAGAGUUGCUUUA